GGCACAUAGGUGUAGGUAUGUAUUGUACCUAAACUUAGGUAAGCUUCAACACCUCUAGGUUAAGCUAAUUCAAGAUUACCUAAUUCAACGUCUAUAUACCUACAUAUUCUACCAUACUAUUACGUCGCUGUUAUUCUUCAUACUACACCCAACCAGGGUCGCUUUUUCCCAAUACGCGGGACCAUGCCGCCAAAACGCAAAGCCGCCACUACCACCACCGCCGCGCCGAAAGAGAAACAGUCCAAACUGGCUAAAGAGCACAACAUCUCGGCGCGCGAGGAGCGCGAGAUCAAAGAGGCGUUUGCGCUGUUUGCGGAGCCGGCCGAGGGCGAGAAGGAGGGCGUCAUACCGAUUAAGGACGUGCGGCGGGCUAUGAUCGCCCUAGGCCUUCCCCCCAGCAAGCCCGAGCUCGCCGAAUUCCUCGAGAUCCUCGACCCGGACGACGAGGGGUACGCGGCGUACGAGCCGUUCGUAGCGCUGUGUGCGCUGAAGCUGCACGCGCGGGAGUCCUCCGGGCCCGCGGCGGAGGAGGUGGACGAGGCGUUUCGGUUGUUUACCGGAGGCGGCGGCGGCGGUGGUGGUGGUGGGAACAGCGGAGGCACGGACGAGCAGGUGCUGACGUUGUCGCAUCUCCGCCGCGUUGCUAUGACGCUCAAGCAGGACGUCGACGACCAGCUGCUUAAGGACAUGAUUCUGGAGGCGAACGGGGGCGCGGGCGUGGGCAAGGGCGUGGGGAGGGCCGAGUUCGAGGAGGUUAUGAGGCGCGCGGGCGCGUGGAAGUGAGCGUGUAGGUGGAAGUGCGAUCGUGGGAUGAGAACGGGUAUGAAUGAAUGAAUGAAUGAAUGGGUGCGCGCUUAUAAGCACGCUUCGCGAGGAUCCGAAGGGAUACGUGCACUCGUCACUUCUUCGGACGGAAAUUAGGAAAUGGGCAUACCCUCACGAACGUACGAACAUGGCAGCGAGAUACGACAGUAAUAGAAUGUAAGAUAGGAGAGAGAAGGCAAAGGGGGCCAAAAGUUUGUUAAUAAAGUUACCUUAGGUUAGGUACGCAGUAUAUUUCUACGUAAUGUAGGCAUUUGACGAAAUAAGUUCAGGAGCCGUGGGUUCCCUCUAAAGACGUCGUUAUAGAAGAGCACAUAUACCUACCUAUAUGAAGUUAUAAAUUACACCAUCUCGCUCCUUAUUUCGGAUGACGGGUUACUAUUUAUUCUAGC
Molecule: messenger RNA, 1214 nt
Organism: Daldinia decipiens
Lineage: Eukaryota; Fungi; Ascomycota; Sordariomycetes; Xylariales; Hypoxylaceae
Product: calmodulin
Exons: 4
Coding region: 184-783 (199 amino acids)
Source: RefSeq, a predicted model, not a curated record